UGUAACUAGGAACAUAUUCCAUUUUGUGGGAAAGUGAUAGAAUCAGAUACUUCGUGUUCCCACAUCAUUUUUAAGGAUGAUUCUGAUUCAGAUAUUAGUUUUUUCGAGUAUUCUUUGUUUAUUACCGAGUGGUUAUGGUUUCCCCCAAGGUGGGAUAGAUUUUGAUAAGCCGACCAGAGUUAUCGAGAGAGAUGGAGCCAUCAUAAAAAUUUACCGUAAAACUACAGAACCGCCUAGUCCUGGACCUGAUCCCACCCCUGGACCUGAUCCCACCCCUGAACCUGAACCCGGUCCUGUGUCCGGCCCCAGCUCUGAAUCUGAACCUGAUCCUGUGUCCGGUCCCAGUUCCGAAUCGGAACCUGGUCCUGUAUCCGGACCCAGCUCUGAAUCUGAACCUAAUCCUGUGUCCGGUCCCAGCUCUGAAUCUGAACCUGAUCCUGUAUCCGGUCCCAGCUCUGAAUCGGAGCCUGAUCCGGUAUCCGGUCCCAGCUCGGAAUCGGAACCCAGUUCUGAAUCGGACACUUCGGACUCUGACGAAAAUAUCAUACCUGGUCCGGAUUCGGGAGAAGGCCCCGGUCCCAUAUCCAGCCCCAGCUCAGAAUCUGAACCCAAUCCUGUAUCUGGUCCUAGCUCGGAAUCAGAACCGGAUCCUAUAUCUGGUCCCGGCUCUGAAUCUGAACCCAGUUCUGAAUCGGACACUUCAGACUCUGACGAAAAUAUCAUACCUGGUCCGAAUUCUGGAGAAGGCCCCGGUCCCAGCUCAGAAUCUGAACCCGAUCCCGUAUCUGGUCCUAGCUCGGAAUCAGAACCGGGUCCUGUAUCUGGUCCCAGCUCGGAAUCUGAACCCAGUUCUGAAUCGGACACUUCAGACUCUGACGAAAAUAUCAUACCUGGUCCGGAUUCUGGAGAAGGCUCCGGUCCCAGCUCAGAAUCUGAACCCGAUCCCGUAUCCGUUCCCAGCUCUGAAUCUGAACCCGGCCCUGCAUCCGGUCCCAGCUCUGAAUCUGAACCCGGCCCCGCAUCCGGUCCCAGUUCUGAAUCUGAACCCAGUUCUGAAUCGGACACUUCGGACUCUGACGAAAAUAUCAUACCUGGUCCGAAUUCUGGAGAAGGCCCUGGUCCUGUAGUCGAUCCCAGACUUGACUCAAAUUCCAGUGGAGACUCUGAGCCUGACGUAAAUCCAGGACCCGGUCUGAAUCCCGAUGAUUCAGACUCGGAAGAAAAUUCUGGAUCUGGUCCUAAUUCCCCCGAAAAUUCCGAUUCAGAAGAAAAUUCGACUGGCCUUCCAGCAAUCAUCCCAGGAGAUGAUUCUGAUGAAGAUCCAUCUCCUGGAGUCCCGCCUAAGCCCUGUCUAGGUACUGGCUGGCGCUUAAUUCCAGGGUGGUUCAUUUGGCAACGAAAAGCCCCAGUGAAAAAUCGGCAGGACCAUAGUCCUCUACUGCUAUAGUAAACAUUAAAUAUCUGAAGAAUGGAAAUCAUCAUUCCAGCGAUCAAUAAUGAACAUCGAAAAAAUUCCACUUGAUUAACAACAAAGUACAUUGAUUCGGCCAAGGAAAUCCAUAAUUAUUAAGUGAAGUCAAUAGGAACCGAGCAUAUAUAAUAAAUAAUAAUAAUAAAUAUUCAACUAGCA
Fopius arisanus is the source of this 1630-nucleotide messenger RNA. RefSeq names its product tetra-peptide repeat homeobox protein 1. The record is from RefSeq and is a predicted model, not a curated record. The transcript is spliced from 4 exons. Bases 77 to 1447 code for a protein of 456 amino acids. Lineage: Eukaryota; Metazoa; Arthropoda; Insecta; Hymenoptera; Braconidae.